AUGUCCUUUGAAGAGUUACUCUACUAUGCUCACCAAGAACUGAUCGGCCGCUUUCCAUUCCUCGACAUACCAUGGGGCGCAUAUUUCGAACUCACGCGCAUCGGUGACCCCAUUGGAGCUGUGAUGGCCGUUCUACUCUACAGCGUUGGGUUGAUAUUUUCCGCGAGCCUUGCAAUGCCCCCUUUACAACCGAAAGAGUUUCUGCCACAAGCUUGUCGAGCUGUUCUAUGGGUAUACUACAUGCGACACGCUUUCUGCGCUUUCAAAGAUGCCGUUGACUACGAAUACGAUCGACACGUCUUCCGCCGCAGCUCGCGACCUGUUGCGCGCGGAGCUCUGACGCCAGACGAAGCCUUCAACUUUAGUAGUGUUUUGCUGCUUCAUGGGACAUUGGGUCUUUUCUAUCUACCCGCAGAAUCUCACGGACUUGGAGUCAUUGUUACACUGAUUAUGAUGAUAUACCCAUUCGGCAAGCGAUUCACGGCUUUUCCCCAACUCAUCAUGGGGUUCGGAUUCUCAAUGAGUGUGUUCAUGGCCCUGAAAGUCAUCGGAGUCAACCCCUCAUCAGGCUCGAAAGAUUUCUGGUCUGCAAUUUACCUCGCCAUAGUCCUCAUGCUCCUUGCCACAAUCGCCAAUGUGGUAUACACAUACCCAGAUGCGCGAGACGAUGCUAAAGUCGGAGGUAAAUCCAUGGCUUUGAUCAUGUCAAAUCGACCAAAGACGUGGCUAUGGGCAAUGACUGCUAUAGUUGAGAUUUUACUGUGGAAGAUUGGGAAUCUGAGUGACUACUCUAUUUUUUACAACAUCAUUAGUUGCGGCGGUUCAUCUUUUGCGCUCUCAACUAUGUUGGCGCUUGUGGAUUUGAGGGUUAUUGCGGAUUGCGAAUGGUGGUUUAAACGUGGUAUGAUGGGAGGUGUGUUCCUUCUUUUCUGGGGCCUGUACAUGGACGAUGGGUCCUUUCUACGUUUCCGGGUCGCGAAGAGUCGACGACAGCCGCUCGUAAUUCCGGAGGAGAGUGUAGCCCCUAAUAAGAAACCGCGACUGGAUAUAGAGGGGAAUGUCAAAGAAUCUGCGGCUGUUGCUGAUGCGACAUGCGUCGAUGCCGGCUAUAUCUGCUCGUGGCCGCCGGAGCGAGACCAAUCAGCAGAAAUUCGAGAGUUGCGCAAGGAAGUCGAAGUGUUAUCGCGAUAUGUCCAGGGUCACAUGUCGAAUCAGCAGCAGAGGCAAGCAGAAGAGGGUGAUCAGUCAAAGAACGAUGGAAUUUCAAUAUCGCCAUUCUUCCCCGUCAACGGGGUUAACGAUAUGUCGCAGCAUACAAAAUUCAGUUUACCGGCCAUCAAGAAUCUUUUUCCGGACAUUGAUGAGGAAUGCUUACCGAGGAUAAUGUUACCAAAUAGUACAUCGGAUGCCAGUGUUACCGUCAGAGAUACUACUCCGUCGACAAAAAGUCAUCAACGUAUCGGAUCGACAGCCAGAAAAGUCCCUUAUGAAGUAGAUAUGAAGGUAUUCAUCAAGGCAUAUUUCGACCAUGUGCACAAAUCAUCGCCCUUUUUAAACAAAAUCAAGACCAUGGAAGAGGUCGACCUGGUACUGAGGCAGUCUCGGAAUGCCAAUGGUCGUCAUGUUUCGACAAAGUUAUACAUGUUAGCUGCAAUCGGUGGUGCAGCUCUAAAACAUGCAAACAAGAUCCGACCGGAGAUUGUCGCAAAGCUUGUUGUGCCGUACGAAAGCAUAAUCUGUGAGUGCCUGGAGAUGGCGAACGUCGGCUCAAUUGAGAUCUUAUUGUUGCUGGCUCUGUAUUCUCUAUACGACCCAGACGGACUGAAUCCCUGGGUUUUGACUGGUAUACUCGGCAGACAAAUCAUAUCGCUUGGCCUCCAUCGCAGAACCCUUCGCCCAGAAAAAAGUGGCCUUACAGCCGAGGAAACAGAACUCUGUGCACGGCUAUUCUGGAGCAGUUUUGAGCUUGACAGAGUGGUUGCGUCUUCCUAUGGACUACCUGUGGCAAUCAACGAUGAGAACAUUGACAUACCUCUCCCCGGCGUGACGUUGGAAGAAUUUGCGGCGUCGGAUUUACGAUAUUACAAGGAGACUCUGCAAGUAUCUCGGAGUGUGGUUGCCCUACGAGAGUUGGAAGGCAGAAUACUUCAACGUAUCCAUCUAUCGAACUCAGCCUCGGAUGCUGCUUUGAGCAGGUCGGAUUGCGAUAUUAUCAUCAAAGACCUACGUCUACAGAUUGACAACUGUUCGCUCAUUUUACUUUAUACGCCCUCUCUGUUCAACUCCAAGGCUUCCCGUAAACAACUUGUCAAGCUCAGACGUACGAUCCAGCAGUAUGUUCGCUGCGCUCUGGUGUUAUUGGAACAGGGCCAUUUGUCAUUCAAUCGGAUAACAGUUGGUCGAUUACUAGUCAUUGCGGCUAUAAUGCUCUUUUGUUUGCAACGGCAGAAGGGUGUGAUUCCCGACGAUGAUUUCAAGACUACGGAAGAAGUCUCCAUGUGCCUUCGAAUACUGGAUGCAUUUCCAUCAAACUGGAUACUAGCACAGCGGGUAUCUAUCAUUUUCUGGCGACUACACAAAGUAUCCUCCGAUAGAGAGGUACAGCACCAUCGGACUCAGCAGCGCUCUUUCCAGUCUUCAAUUUCUUCCUCGGCCUCUUAUAAUAUUUUAUCGCCGGCUUCAACGCUUCCUUCAGAUCUACCAUCCCCGACUCUAUCACCUCUUUCAGCAAGGAUGAGAAAUAGCAUUCAGUCUAUCACCUCCGCUCACUGCAUGAAAACUCUGACCAAUGAUCUUUCGACGACGCUAUCGGAGACUUUUGGUCCGUCGAGCGCUUUUAAUAAAAUCAUUGAUCUGAUCGAUGAUAAUGAGCCAUUCUCGGAGGAAUAUCGCUGGGAUAAUAGUGUUGUGAUCAUAGUUGGAGCCGGGAUUGGUGGCAUCGCAGCUUCUAUUCUUAUCUCGAAUAAAGUGCCGAAUGUGGAAUAUGUUGUGUAUGAGAAGAAUGAUAAUGUGGGAGGUACAUGGACGCAGAAUCGCUAUCCUGGAGUGCGGUGUGAUGUUCCCAGUCAUGCUUAUCAACUAACAUUUGCACCCAACCCUCGCUGGUCCGAAUAUUAUGCUAGCGGCGCAGAGAUCCGUUCUUAUUAUGAAGAUGUCGUUGAUAAAUAUGGCGUGAGACCUCAUCUGCGUCUUCGACAUCAAGUGACACGUGCAACAUGGGUUGACGAGACAUCCCAAUGGUCCGUUGACGUUCUCAACCUAGCCACGGGUGAAACGUUUACCGAAACAGCGCACUUUUUUGUGUCGGCGGCUGGACGGUUGAAUGUUCCCAAGAUGCCGGACGAGAAACAGAUACCUGGCAUCCGAACAGAAUUCAAAGGUCAUUACCGCCAUACGGCAGACUGGGAUACAAGCUACGAAUGGAAAGGCAAAAGAAUUGCUAUAAUCGGUAAUGGCGCAAGUGGGCAACAGUUAUUGUCGAAUACAGUCAAGGAUGCAGGGCAUAUUGAUCACUACGUCCGUUCCAAACAGUGGAUUCUGCCGGCAUUCUCAACAAAGCUACCCACCGCAACUGCAGAUGCACCUGGUGGACAUGUCUUUUCGGAAGAUGAAAAAACGAGAUUUGAGCAGGAUGAGAAGGCAUAUUUGGCUUUCAGGCAAGAGCUUGAAAGCAACCUUCAUGGAGGAUUGAGACAUUUCGUCACGGGGAGCGCAGAGAACGAGAGUUUACGAGAAAAAUGCACAGAAACAAUGCUUAGCAGAUUAAAUGGUGACAAGAAAUGGUUCGAGCGACUCAAACCAGAUUAUGCGCCCGGUUGUAAAAGACUCACUCCCUCGCCUGGAUAUUUGGAAGCAGUCACCAGCCCUAAAGUCGAAUAUAUUGAUCAGCUGAUUGUGUGUGCCACAAGCGACGGGUUGGUUACGGCUGAUGGUAAGGUACGACAGGUGGACGCGAUUUUUGCCGCUACGGGGUUUCAGAAUGGCUUCUUGCCCUGGUUUCCGACCAUUGGAAAGAAUGGAAUUGAUUUGAGAGAGCGCUGGGCUUCCGAUGGGCCUAUUGGGUAUCCAGAGACUUAUUUUGGGGUUAUGGCUCCGGACAUGCCGAAUUGGUUUGCCGUCAUGCAGGCACAAACAUAUGGAGUAGGCGGCACCGUCCCUCUCCAAUGCGAAACAUCAGCAACAUACAUCGCCAAAGUAAUCCGCAAGGUCCAAAGCCAGGGAUACCGUGCCAUAUACCCAUCCCACGAAGCCACGAGAGACUUUAACGAGAUAGUAGGCAACUUCUUCGACGACAAAGUUCUAAGUGACACCUGCACCAGCUGGCUGAAAUCAGACAAAGGAAAAUCUCGUAUCUUGGUGUGGUGGCCGGGAACGGGCCAUCAUCGAUUUUCGAUUAGCAGAGAUCCUAGAUGGGAGGAUUUUGUGUUUGAGAGGUCGCUGGAAGCAAGGAGGAAUCGGUUUGAGUAUUUUGGGGAUGGGUAUACGGUGAAGGAAAAGGAGGGAGGGGUGGAAGAUAUCACGAGUUAUUUGAAAGAGAUUGGGAAGGUGGAUUUGGCGACUGUACAUGAGGCUUGGAAUGAAUAA
This is a messenger RNA of Talaromyces amestolkiae, 4584 nucleotides long. RefSeq lists its product as uncharacterized. Gene Ontology annotation, cellular component: membrane. Gene Ontology annotation, molecular function: DNA binding; zinc ion binding; transferase activity, transferring alkyl or aryl (other than methyl) groups. The transcript has 8 exons. The record is from RefSeq and is a predicted model, not a curated record. NCBI's taxonomy places the organism in Eukaryota, Fungi, Ascomycota, Eurotiomycetes, Eurotiales, Trichocomaceae. Gene Ontology annotation, biological process: DNA-templated transcription. The coding region runs from base 1 to 4584 and encodes 1527 amino acids.